AUGUUGGCUCAAAGAAUCUCUCAGCAUUCUGCCCGGCGGCUCCUUGCCAAGCAACCCACCCUCUCUAGAUUCACGCCCUCAGUAGCGAUUGCAGGAAGCAGAUUGCGACCUCAAGUCCGGCACGCCGCUUUUCAACCCUCCGCCACAGAACCCCACGCACAAACACAGCCAGCAAAACCCUCCGAUGCCUACGCCAUCCUCGCCGCUCAACGCUUGAACCGCCCCAUCUCCCCCCACUUGACAGUCUACCAACCCCAAAUCACCUGGUAUGCAUCCGCCCUCAACCGCGUAACCGGCUGUGUCCUGUCCGGAGGUCUCUACAUCUUCGGUGCUGCAUACCUAGUCUCUCCGCUGCUGGGAUGGCAUCUUGAGUCGGCCGCAAUGGCGGAAUGGUUUGGCAGCUUCGGCGCUGUGACGAAGGGGGUGAUGAAGUUUGGGAUAUCGUGGCCGUUUACGUUUCAUUGUUGGAAUGGGCUGAGGCAUUUGCUUUGGGAUACGGGGAGGGAACUUGGUAACAGGCAGGUGCAGGUUACGGGGUGGAUUGCGGUGGCGUUAUCGGUGGUAAGUAGCACUGUGUUGGCUUUUGUGGGUAUGGGAGAUGGCAAGAGCAAGGGAAAGGGAGUGGGUGAGGAGAGCUGGAAGGGCGAAUUCAAGAACUGGAAGGGUUAA
This is a messenger RNA of Letharia lupina, 669 nucleotides long. RefSeq lists its product as uncharacterized. Gene Ontology annotation, cellular component: membrane. Gene Ontology annotation, molecular function: electron transfer activity; succinate dehydrogenase activity. The coding region runs from base 1 to 669 and encodes 222 amino acids. The record is from RefSeq and is a predicted model, not a curated record. NCBI's taxonomy places the organism in Eukaryota, Fungi, Ascomycota, Lecanoromycetes, Lecanorales, Parmeliaceae. Gene Ontology annotation, biological process: mitochondrial electron transport, succinate to ubiquinone; tricarboxylic acid cycle. The transcript is spliced from 3 exons.